This is a messenger RNA of Aphanomyces invadans, 684 nucleotides long. RefSeq lists its product as hypothetical. The record is from RefSeq and is a predicted model, not a curated record. The coding region runs from base 23 to 526 and encodes 167 amino acids. The transcript has 2 exons. Lineage: Eukaryota; Oomycota; Saprolegniomycetes; Saprolegniales; Verrucalvaceae.
GGAAGAUCGACCUUUUCAAAGCAUGAGGUGUUGCGGCGGGUGCAUGCCAGGAGCUGCCUUCGUUGGUCAAGGCGUGCUUGCGUGCUGCUGUCCUUGUGUGUCGUUGGCGCAGAUCAGCUCCCGACUCGACAUCAUUGGAGGGUACUAUGGCGUGCUUUGUGGUUCGUGUGGUGCUGUUGUCGGGGCAUUAGCUGCGAUUGUGGCAAACGUGCGAAGCCAAAGCAUUUUGUCAGAUCCAUCACUUCAUUCUACAUCGUCGGCCGACGACAGUUUGCAAGCACCAUUUGGUAUCGCGACGCUGUCGUUGGCCUGCUCGGUCGCGCUCGUUGUCUAUACCACGCUGCUGCGAGAACAUCUGCGCCAAAGGCGGGGAAUCAAGAGCUCAAUCGUGGCCGACUACUUGUGCGCGGCAUGCUGCCCUUGUUGCUGCAUUGCACACAUGGCGAUCGAGGCGGGGACCCCAGAAAGCUACAAAUCGUGCCCCAUCGGUCCAUGUGCAGUUCUUCCUGCUUACGAACCAAAGUAACGUCAGUACAUCAUCCACGGGAGUUUUGCCAUCACGCAUCUUUUGAUCCAUGAGGUCAUGUACAGCGCCGGCAAAGGCUUUCAAAGUCAUGACCCUUCAACUCCUCCGCAAAAGAAGCAUUACGUCCACAACUAAAUUAACCGACUACUUUGAGAUGA